UAGCUUCCAUUCUCUCUCUCACUCACUCACUCACUCACUUUGUCAAAUCCAGUCCUUCUCCAUCAGAUACUUCUCUGAUUCUCCUUUCUCCUUUUCCCAAUUACUAUAAUUAUCACUUUUAAUUUCAUUUUUUUCUUUGUGUGUGUUAACUAUGGAGAUUUCUCAGCAACAAAAUCAUGAAGAUGGAAAUGGGUCAUCUAAAUGUGGGGGUGGUGGUGGGUUUUUGGUUAGACAAAGCAGUAGUCGUUGGACACCAACAACAGAUCAGAUUCGAAUACUGAAAAGCCUUUAUUACAACGAUGGAGUUCGAUCCCCAUCAGCAGAACAGAUUCAGAAAAUCUCAGCGAGGUUACGACAGUAUGGUAAGAUCGAGGGUAAAAAUGUCUUUUACUGGUUUCAAAACCAUAAAGCUAGAGAAAGACAGAAGAAGAGGUUUGUUACAACAACGUCUGAUCAUACUACUACUACUACCAUGCAAAGACCUGGUCUGAUUAAUCCAACGGCUUGGAAACCUCCACAUCAUCAUCAUCAAGAUCAUCAAUACCAAUCUUUCAAUAACUACGCUCAUGGUAAUGGUGCUAACAAUGGGGUUGGUCAGAUGGGGCAUUUUGGAUAUGGAGGUGUGAAUUUUAGGCAGGAUUGUGGUAGCAGUGAAGUGAAUAAUGGUCACAAUUUUGGAUGGGUUGGUCAUGUGGAUCCUUAUCCUUCAACUUAUAAUACUUUGUUUGAGAAGAGACCUCUUGAUGAUGAAGAAGAAGAAGAUAAUAUUGAAGUAGAACAUCAUCAAGAAAUUCAUUCCCAGAAGAUUGAAACCCUCCCUCUUUUCCCAGUCCACGCUGAGGACAUUAAUGGCUGCUUCUCCAACAGUUUUAAGCCCAACUACUCCGGCGGUGGCGGCGGUGGCAGUGCCUACUACUCCGGGUGGUUUUGUCCCGACGGUGGCCGCGGCGGUUCCCGAGCUUCCCUAGAGCUUCGCCUCAAUUCCUACAGCCGUAACUCACCGGACUCCCAUGCAUGAUGAAACGUAUAAAACUAUAAAUAUAAUAAUAUUAUAUAUAUGUGUAUAUUAUAGUUAGGUUCUAAUUAUUAAUUAAUGAUGGAUCUCUACUUGAUUAUAGCUAUUUAUAUAUUUAUGCUUUGUUAAGGUUGAUGAUAUAAUUAAUGAUGUAGUAGUGGUUAUGUACUUUGGGUAUGUUUGAUAUAGUUUCUAAAGUUCAGAAUUAA
Messenger RNA from Cannabis sativa, 1224 nucleotides. Its product is annotated as protein WUSCHEL. The transcript has 3 exons. The record is from RefSeq and is a predicted model, not a curated record. Gene Ontology annotation, biological process: plant organ development. Gene Ontology annotation, molecular function: DNA binding; DNA-binding transcription factor activity. Lineage: Eukaryota; Viridiplantae; Streptophyta; Magnoliopsida; Rosales; Cannabaceae. The coding region runs from base 152 to 1018 and encodes 288 amino acids.